GGCUAGAAUCACUCGAAAUGGCGGGCACGCGAUAACCCACGUCUCGGAAAAUCGAAAUUGUACACGUGUAAACCUUAAGUGACUCAGCAAAUGAAUACCAUGAGAACCGAUUGAAAAUGUCACGUUACCAAUUUCAAUAUUCAAAUCAAAUAUGGACGAGUGGUCAGACGUUGAUUUGUACAGAGUCACAGAAUUAUUCGGGGAUCAUGCGAAUUUAUGGGACCGAUACCACGAGGAUUACUACAAUCGACAGAAAAAAUAUCGCAGCUACUGUCAAAUCCUUGAGGGUUUGUGCCUGCCAAGUGCAUCUGUCAGCGAUGUAGUAUCGAUACUCCGUGAACUCCGACGUAAUUAUGUAUCGACACUGCAAAAAAUGCGGAUAAACAUUUAUGGGCAGAAUGAGAGACUCGGUGGUGGGAAUGGUGGGAGAAUGGAUCGACCAGUGCCCAAGUGGUUUUGGGUCAUGCACGGAUUUCUGUACGAUCAUUUGAACGCCAAUGAGAGCCUCCUGGAUCCAAAUAUAAAUCCAUCAACUCGCACCAGUCCUCUCUCUCCCUGCGCCUGCAAACUCGUUGAUAUUGGACCAAAAAAAGGUGGUACAUCGGGUAAAGAUGACCCGGGGCUAGUGCACCAAGAACGAGUGACAUUGGAUGAGAAAAAGUGGGAUAAAGUGGACGAGGAAAAUGAAGUUGCCCGGGGCAAUGGAGAAUUUUCAGUCACCUCAGCUUCCCACAAGGGUGAAAUACUCUUCAUUCGUGCCCCCCGGGUGCUCAACACCAUCAGGAUGAAUACAGUCUAUGAGUUUCCAGAUAGGCGAAUGAAUGUACCAUCGAAAAUGUUAUCCAAAGUCGAGAGCCAAUACAAUCCACCCAGUGAAAAUAACGGAGAACUUGACAAUUCCCGCACAAGAAGCUGCUGCUCCAAGAGCAAAGGACCUUGUCAGACCAAUUACCAGGAUGUCGAUUAAAAAAAAUCAUAAUCUCCCAAU
Messenger RNA from Fopius arisanus, 988 nucleotides. RefSeq lists its product as uncharacterized. Lineage: Eukaryota; Metazoa; Arthropoda; Insecta; Hymenoptera; Braconidae. The record is from RefSeq and is a predicted model, not a curated record. Bases 152 to 967 code for a protein of 271 amino acids. The transcript has 3 exons.